This is a messenger RNA of Phalaenopsis equestris, 822 nucleotides long. RefSeq names its product peptidyl-prolyl cis-trans isomerase CYP22. Gene Ontology annotation, biological process: protein folding; protein peptidyl-prolyl isomerization. Gene Ontology annotation, cellular component: intracellular membrane-bounded organelle. Gene Ontology annotation, molecular function: peptidyl-prolyl cis-trans isomerase activity. The transcript has 7 exons. The coding region runs from base 66 to 680 and encodes 204 amino acids. Lineage: Eukaryota; Viridiplantae; Streptophyta; Magnoliopsida; Asparagales; Orchidaceae. The record is from RefSeq and is a predicted model, not a curated record.
AUAGGCAUGUAAAAUUUUUUUUCCAUAUUUCCAUAUUUCCAUUCUCUCGAUCUCUCCAAAUAGCGAUGGCUUCUGGUACCGCGGCGGCCAACACAAACGCAACGAUGGCGGCUCCUCCGAUUCCACCUGCGGCCACGGUAGAGUGGCAUCAACGGCCUCCGAACCCUAAAAACCCAAUUGUCUUCUUCGAUGUCAACAUAGGCAGCAUUCCAGCUGGUCGCAUCAAGAUGGAGCUCUUUUCUGAUAUAGCCCCCAAGACUGCCGAGAAUUUCAGGCAGCUCUGCACCGGUGAAUACAGAAAAGCGGGAGUACCGGUUGGCUACAAAGGUUGCCAAUUUCAUCGAGUUAUUAAGGAUUUCAUGAUUCAGGCUGGUGAUUUUCUUAAGGGCGAUGGAAGUGGUUGUAUAAGCAUCUAUGGGAGUAAGUUUGAGGAUGAAAAUUUCAUUGCAAAGCACACAGGUCCAGGCUUAUUGUCAAUGGCUAAUAGUGGACCAAACACUAAUGGUUGUCAGUUUUUUAUAACCUGCGCAAAGUGUGACUGGUUAGACAACAAGCAUGUCGUGUUUGGGAGGGUCUUGGGAGAAGGGCUUUUGGUGGUGAGGAAGAUAGAAAAUGUGGCCACCGCACCCAACAGUAGGCCAAAGCUGGCGUGUGUUGUAUCAGAGUGCGGUGAGAUGUGAGAUUCAGUUGCUUCUGCGUGCUAACUAAUUUUCAUUUUUAAUUCAUAACUUACCCUCAUACUUUAUAUUGUUAGAAUUUUGAUAACUCACUUCAAUCUGUUCUGUAUUGUUUCUUCGAUUAUCAGUAUGUAGGAUGAUGUUA